Molecule: messenger RNA, 3936 nt
Organism: Pelagomonas calceolata
Lineage: Eukaryota; Pelagophyceae; Pelagomonadales; Pelagomonadaceae
Source: the annotation of a GenBank genome assembly
AAACUGGCGGCGCUGCGCGACGGCUUGGCAGACAAACGCGGCGCGCCUCACGAGCAGGCAGCCCGCGUGGACUCCACGCAGCCCGCGAGCCGCGCGGCAGCAGCAAGCGCAGCCCGCGGCCGCGCACACAAGCUGCCAUGGAGGUCGCGGACAGCCCCGUGCAAGACGACGACUACAGCGACGUAGACAGUGACGACAAUUACGACGACGACUUCGGCGAGGCCGAGGCGCCGCCGGACCCCAUCGCGACGCCCGUCGCCGACAACGAUGAGUAUGAGGACGACUUCGGGGUUAGUGAUAGGCCCUACGACGCGAAAAAGGAAGACCAAUAUGCGGAUGACUUUGUAGCAGAUGACAAAGACGACCUGUCCAUCGUCGACGACGACGCGGACAGCGAAGAGGACGAGUUCGAGAAGGGCCUGCAGGCCGCCGAGGCCGCGGCGCAGCAAAAAAAAAUGGAGGCUGCGGCCCAGCAGGAGGAGGAGGCCUCUCAAUCGGAUUAUGGGGACGACUUCGCUUCCUUAAAUCCGUCGGAGAAGUCGGAACCCCAGAAACGGCCGCCGUCGGCCGUCGUGAAGCGGAAGCCCAAGCGCCCGACGGUCGACAAGGCGCCGUCGCCGCAGGCCCUCGCGAAGGCCCGGGCGACGCCGGCGUCGACGUUCGUGAAGCGGUCGUCGCAACACUCGUAUACCAAACAGAGGGAAGUCGUGGAGGAAGACCGGCACCGGGACAAAAGGCGCAUCGCGGCGCUCAUGAGAAAAGUAGCCACGCUGGAGCACCAGCUCGAGAAGAUUGCGCCGAAACGUGUGAAAUCUAAGAGGAAAAGGAAGGUGCGCCGGCCGGCCUCGGCGAUCCCGAAGGCCUCGGCCUCACCCACAAUGAAAACGCGGCCCCACAGCGCCGGGGCGUCGUCGCGGCGCAAGGCCUGGGACGACCGCUUCAAUGCGCCUUCCAGAGGCCCGGUCUGGCCCGUCCGGCCGCCGUCCGUCGGAAGUGCGUUGCGACACGUAAGGCAAGCAGUGGAGGACGGCCAUCGGCGCGAGGCGCCGCUCAAACCCGUGUUCAAGGUGGUCGUGCGAGGCGACACUCGUAAGAGAUCAUCGAAGCAUGUGAUAGACGCGGCGACGGGGCGACGGGUCUCGCCCGACGAGUAUUUAGAAUUACAAAAAAGGAGAGGCGUGCAGAACGAGACACACGCGUCGCGCUGGGCGACCACCAAUGCGGGCCUGGGCAUGAUGGGCUCGCCCAAGGGUCUGACACGCACGGCGACGAAAUGGACAAAAAAGGCGCAACGCGAGUCCGGCGCUCGAUUGGCGACGAGCGGCGCGAAAGUUCCAAGACCGAAGUACGCGAACACCUACUCGCCCACCGAACGGAAUAGUGAGAGACGAACGAGGUUCCUCGUGAAGUACGACUCGCGGCACAAGUUCGGUGAUUUUAAGGAACAAGUCAAAAGGAAGACUUAUCGGGACGAGCCGGGCUACCCUACUACAAGCAUCAAGCGACAUGUCAGGGACUACGAACAGAAGGUGUCGCAAACGCUCAAGGACCUCGAGAAGGAAAGAUAUGUUAGACUGAUAGAAAAAGGCCACUUCAGCGAAGCGCGGCCCCACGAGCCGCCCAGGCAGAAGUUUUCCGAGUUGCCCAAACCGCCUGUGCGGUUAUGGGCAGAAUAUGAUCAGCUUCAUGCGUGGGACUGUCUGGUUUCUGUCGAGGCGGCGCCCAACCAAGGCGAGCAGAUGUCUACUAGACAUGAUCCCAAUAAGUACAGAGCAGAAGCGGACAAGGCCGCGAAUGCCGCCGUCGAAGCUCUAGAAGGGUGGGGCGUGCGCUGCGGUUCAAUGGUCAAGAUCGUCGAGGGCGCGAAGACGGAAAAAGAAAGGAAAGCUGGCGUCAAGGUGGGCAUGGGCGCCUUGGAGGUGCAGAUCGCCGUGCGCUUCUUCGACGACGUGCCGGCCAAGGUCGGGGUCAUCUUCUCGAAGCUGCAGUUGCGAACGUUUCCUUCUUCCCAGAAAAUACAACGAGCGGUCGUCGACUUUGUUAAAAGAGCAGGCGUGCCUACUGCCGAAUUGGCAGACGAGGAACGCGAGAAUGGUGCGCCGUGGGCCUCAGAUUCGGCGGACGUGCCGUGGGCGUGGGCAUCGGACCACCGGCCGGCGCCCGAUCAUGAAUUGGUGGUGCCGACCUUCGACGAGUUCGUCGAUAAACAACGGGAGGCGGGCAACGAGACCUUCGCUAAUGCUUUUACCUUCGAAGAGUCUGCGCCGCGCGCGCCGACGCCGGAGCCCGAGCCUGAUCCCGAGCCCGAGCCGGAGCCGGAGCCUGAACCCGAGCCCGAACCGGAAGCAGAGCCCGAGGAGCCUGAAGCCGAGGAGGAGGAGGACGCCGCGUCCUACGGCGACGACUUCGCCGGCGAGGACGACGCCGCUGCGCCAGACGCCGAGGAGGCCGAGGAGGACGAUGAUGAUGCGGCGGAGCGCGAGGCGGCGGCGGAGCGCGAGCGCGCGGAGCAGGAGGAGAAGGAGCGCGCGGCCGCCGCGGCCGCCGAGCGCGCCGAGCAGGAACGGCUGGAAAAAGAAAUCGCGGACGCCCGCGCGGCGAACAUGGCCAAGGCAGCUGAAGAGGAGGAGCCCGCGCCGGCGCGCGAGGAGUUCCAGCCGGCGUCGACGCAACAGAAGCGGCCCAUGUCCGGGCGGCCCCAGUCGGGCCGGCCGGGCAGCGCGCGCGAGCGGCCCGGGAGCGCCCGGACGCGGCCCGAGUCGGCGUCGAACAAGGGCGGGUCGCGGCCGGGGUCCGCGCGGCCGGCGACCGAGACGAUGGACGGCGCCACGAGCGACGCGGCCGUCGAGGGCUUCCGGGCCGCGCUCGGUAGUGUCGAGCAGUUGGAAGAUUUGCUGGCCAAGGUCGCGGAGGAGGAACUCGGGGGGAGGGUGUCCGCGACUGGUCUCAGAAAGCUGGCGAAGAAGAUCGGCCACCCGGACCCGGCUCCCCAAGUCCUCGCGGCGAUUCUGACGGCCGUCGACAUCGACGGGGACGGCGCCGUGCCGCCGCAGGACGCCGUGGUCUUCGCGCGCGGUUUAGUUCCUGGCGGCGAGCGACUUGGAAGUUUGUGGCGCGACGUCCGCGGCGUCGUCCAGGCGACGCGCUACGACGUGACGCAGCUCGACGAGCAAUUGUUUCGGAAAUACGACACGAACGGCGACGGGUCCAUCAGUCUGCGGAAGUUCCGAGCGACGCUCGAAAAGGUGGCGCAGAAAACGGGCAGCACCUUGGACGUGCCCUGGGAGCUGGUCCAGGCCAUCUGGGGCGUGCCCGAGCGCGUGGACUACGUGACCUUCUGUUCCUGGCUCAACCCGACGAAGCUGCACCGCCUGAAACAGAAGGCUUCCAAGCUCGCCGCGCGGGCCGUCAAGGCCUCGGGCGAGGACGACGCCUCCUUCUGGCAGGGGUUGUGUCUGAAGCACGCGCCGCCGGCCGAGGGCGGCGUCGCUUCCUCGCUGACGCAGCCGCAGCUGCGGGCAGCAUUGCAGGGCCUGGGUUACGAGGAUUUGGACGACGCGGCGGCGCGGGCGAUCCGCGUCGCCUACGCGCGGACGGAGCCCGCCUUCGACGCCGACGCGUUUUCGCGGUUGCUGGCGGACGGGCGCGGAGGCAAGUCGAAAAAAUCCUCAAAGGGUCGUGCGAAGGAGAACAAACCGCCGCGGCACUCAUAGGGGUGUAAAAAAAUCUGACAAAACCCGAGCCCUGGUGAUCGGAGCGCGGCGCGCGGCACCGGCGCACGCAGCCCAUAGUUGACGCCGCAGCAGAAUUUGCAGCGCUCAGCCAUGCUGCGCUUCGUGCGCUUCCAUCGAUGCGAAAGAAUGCGGCCCUGCCAUCGGUAGUAAAGCUGUAGCACUCUUGGGGCAGCCCCAUACGCCGUCGACGCGACGCGACGCC